AUGCAAGAUGAAAAUUUUGACCUUCAAGAUCUUAACAGUUUCGCGCAAGAAGUAAAUACCGAGAGCUUUUGUCCCAGUUUCUUGCAGAUGUUCUACGAUAGGACUAACGAGAGAUGCCCUACGGAGACCUGGGACUGGUACUCCUGGCAAAAUAAGGAGCACGAAGAGUCAAACGGGACUCUAAGUUACGAAAAAGAUAUCCAGUCUCCAGCCAGGAAGGAGCGUACGGCUUUCAGCAAAACACAGAUACACCGUCUCGAAGAGGAAUUUUCGAGAGCGAAUUAUUUGACCAGACUGCGCCGUUACGAAAUUGCGGUAGCGCUAAACCUCACUGAAAGGCAGGUAAAAGUGUGGUUUCAAAAUAGAAGAAUGAAGUGGAAAAGAACAAAGGGAACCAAGAAUACAAAGCGAAAGAACAACAGCUCUUAA
Leptosia nina is the source of this 429-nucleotide messenger RNA. The record is from the annotation of a GenBank genome assembly. Lineage: Eukaryota; Metazoa; Arthropoda; Insecta; Lepidoptera; Pieridae.